Messenger RNA from Closterium sp. Naga37s-1, 4407 nucleotides. NCBI's taxonomy places the organism in Eukaryota, Viridiplantae, Streptophyta, Zygnematophyceae, Desmidiales, Closteriaceae. The record is from the annotation of a GenBank genome assembly.
AUGCCUCUCACACGUCGGUCGUCGCCAGGAGGUUGCGCGCCGGAUGUGGCGGCACCCGCGCCGCGACCGCCAUACGCGCUAUCAUCCAGUCCGUGCCGAUCACGCCAUCGCAAGUCGCUCUCUUUGGACGACUCGGUUGGGUCAGGCCGACCUGCUGUCACCGCCUUCCCCACCACUGCUGUUUCUGAUGGUGGUGGUGAUGGUGGUGCCAUGGUUACUGAUGCUGCUCUAAUUGUGUGUGCUCCAUUCUCGCCCAACAGAGCACCUGCAGAGGGCAGGUCGGCCAAGCGCCAGCACCAGCCACGGCAGCAGCAGCUGCGGCAGCAGUGCCUACAAAAGAAUCAUUAUGAGCAGCAGCAGCAGCAGCAGCAGGGGAGGGAGGGACUGAGGCGGUGUGCUUCCUUGGAAGUGACUGCAGGAGGACUGGCAGGGAGCACUCCCACCCCUGCUCCCGCUGCUGAAAGCAUCUUGUCUCGCACUCAUGUCCCUGCCACAGCGGCAGUAGCAGGGGAAAGCGAGGCGGAGGAGGAGGAAGGGGAGGAUGAGGGGGAGGAGGAGGAGGCGGGUUCUUAUCAGUCUGGCAAGCAGCCUUGGCUUUCGAAGCAGCAGCAGCAGCAGCAGCAGCAGCAGCAGCAGCAGCAGCAGCAGCAGCAGCAGCAGCAGCAGCAAUGGCAGCAGCAGCAGCAGCAGCACCAUCAGUCGAUUCAGCAGUGCCAGUAUAGGCAGCAGCUUCGAUGGGGAGGGACGGACGGAGGCCCGUGGGGACCAGGAGGAGGGCUAGGAGGGCGAGUGGCUUCGAUUGGCAGUAGCAGUCGUGGGACCAUGCCUUCCUCUCACAUGGCCUCUCCAUCUGCUGCUGCUGCUGGUGCCGGUGCUGCUGCUGCUGGUGCCGGUGCUGCUGCUGCUGGUGCCGGUGCUGCUGCUGCUGGUGCCGGUGCUGCUGCUGCUGCUGCUGCUGCUGCAGCAUGUGCUGGUGCGUCGCCGUUCACCUCUCUCUCCACUGCAAAGGGCCACCUGGUAGUCCGUGGAUGCGUCAUUUCCCCCAACCGCCUGCCAUCACAAUCACCACCAGCAGGAGGAAGAGCAGCAGCUGGUGGCCGUAUCAACAUUGGAUUUGAGGAAGAGAGCGGAGGUGGUAAGUUGGGAAGAGCCAGAACGGCUCCUCCUCGUUCCCAGCCUGUUGUCUCACCGCCUCGCCCCACAGCUCAAGUGGUGCUUGUCCCGAACGUGCUUCCGGACGUGAGCUCCAGGCUUGGCAGCACGAACCAGUGGCGGCGGUCUGGGCAUGCGAACGGCGAGCGGCAGGGGCAGGAGAAGGGGAGUAAGGGGUGCGGUUUCUCAAGCCGGGGUUCGGAGCGGGAGGAGGAGCGGGAGCAGAGGCAGGGGCAGGGGCAGGGGCGGGGGCAGGUGCAAGGGCAAGAGCAGGAGCAGGAGCAGCAGAAGCAGCAGCGGCUGCUGCUGGCAGCGCGAAAGCAGCAAACACUGGAAGAAUACUUCAACCGCAGUCAAGACUUUCUCCAGCGAAAUAUGAACCCUAAACAGCCCACUGGUCCCAUUGUUUCUCCCGUGGGCAAGAAGAGGGGCGGUGGCAUGGAGCGUAGUAGCAAGGAAGGGAGGAGAGGGGGUAAGAAGAAAGGGGGAGUAGAGUCGGAAUGUGGUGUGGGGAGCAGGCGGCUAAGAGGGGAGGAGUGGGGUGAGGAUUGGCAGAGAAUGAGUGACCUGGUCGAGGAGGGGGGUUACAGAGGGGCAGGAGGGAGGAGGGCGGCAGGGGAGUGGAGGAGAGAGGGGUUGACAGGGACAGGGGAGUGGGGAAGGGUUGGGGGAGGAAUUGACCGAGGGGGUGAGGGAUGGGGUGAGGAGGAAGUGGGGAAUGAAAGGGAAGGGGGAGUGGAAAGGGGAGUGGAAGUGGGAAGGGAAGUGGGAAGGGAAGUGGGAGGGGAAGUGGGAGGGGAAAUGGGAGGGGAAGUGGGAGGGAGGCAAGGGCGGACAGGGUUGGCGAUAGAAAGGGAGGCCUUGGGGAGGGCGGGUUGUGGCGAGGAGGAAUUGGAGGGCGAGAAAUGGAGGGCGAGGGGAAGGGGAAGCGGAAAGGGGAGGGGGAGGCGGAGAGGGGAUGGGAGGGGUGAUGAUGUGCCUAAUAGGGUUGCGGUGGUGGUGUGCGGGGGAAAUGGGGAAAGGGGGUGGGAGGAAGGCAAGUUUGUGGAUGGACGAGGGAGGGAUGUGGGGAAAUGGCAAGGGGGGGCGGGAGGGGAAGGUGGUUGGGAUGGGGAGAGAGAGUGGGCAGGGGUAGGGAGUGAGGGUGUGGAUGAGGGGACUAAAGGGAGGGAAGGGGUUGAGAGAAAUGGAGGGAGGAGUGAUGGGAGGAGUGAUGAGAUGCUUGAUGGGAAGAGUGGUGGUGAGGCGUGUGAGGUGUGUGGGUCAUGUGACAAGUGGUGCAAUGGUGAUAUGUGUGAGAGUGACACGAGAGGGUGUAGUAACAAGGAUGGGACGGCAUGCCAGGGAAAGAUGGCAGUGGCGAGUGGGGUGCCUUGGUCUUGCUGUGAAGCAGAGAACAGUGAGGCGGGGAGGGGCAGCAAGGCGCGGAUGGUGGGAGAGGAGCAGUGGGGAGAGCGUGGUGUUCAGGAGGGGGGAUUAUGGGAUGUGGGAGGCGGGAGAGAGGCGGAGGAGGAGGAGGAGGAGGAGGAAAAGGGAAUGGAGUUUCUUCCAUGGGGCAUCCAGGCGGGUGGACAAGUGAGGGAGGAGUUGGAAGAAAAGCUGAGUGGUGUGGAUUGGCUGUGUUUAGAUGAUAGGAAGGAGUGUAGCCGGGAGGGGUUUACCGGCAUGUGGAGGGAAGAGGAGGGGGUAGAGGAUGAGGAGGAGGAAUUCGAGGAGGAGGGGGAGAGUGAUGAAAAUGGUGAUGGUGAGAGAGGGGAGGAGGUUGAGGAGGAAGAAGGGGAGGAUGCAGAUCGUGAGAAGCCAUGGGGCCAGAUAGGAUCCAUGCACAGUGGGAAUAGAGCUACUGGUUCUGAGAACUCUCAAAGAGAAUUUGUAAGCGGUGGGGAGAGCGGGGACAGUAGGUGCUGUAGCAGCAGUAGGAGCAUUAGUUGCAGUGAGAGCAGUGAGGAGAGUGAGGCGAGUGGGGAUAGCGGGGACAGUGGAGCAGGCGAUGUUGAAGGGAGAGGGGAGUGGAGGAUGGUAGAUGCUGUGGAGAUGUUAGUACUGGAUAAUGGGGAGGAUGCAUGCUCGCGUGACAAUGAUGAUGAUAGUGAUGGUGAUGGUGAUGGUGAUGGUGCAGCAGAUGGGGAAGCAGAGGGCGAUGCUGAUGCUUAUGAUGGUAAGGAGGAGGAACUUGAUGGUGCAUAUCACGAAGCUGGCAGGGGGUUGGGCAGGCCUGGUUGGGGUACUGUGGGCGAUCAGAUGGGGGCAGGCUGUGCAGGAGUGGAGGACGCAGGUGGGGAGAAAGGGAGCAAGCGCAGGGAGCAAGGGAGCCGAGGUGGGAAAGAGAAGGGGAAGGCGAGGGAGGUGGAGUUUAAACAUGCAAGGGAGUAUGAUCUGCUGAGGCUGCUUAGUGGGAGUAGCUGCAGCAGAGGGAGUGGGAGCGAGGGGGAUGCACAUUGGGAGGAGGAGGGGGUGGGGGGGUUGAGAGUCAAGGGUGGUGGGAGAGGAGUGCAAGGGAUGGGGAGGGAGGGGAGAGGAGGAGGGAGGGGUAGUGGGGUAGAGGUGGAUGUGCUGGUGGUGGAGUGUGAAGGGGAACGGCGGACGAGGGUUGGUGAGGGGGUUGCUGAGUGGGUGGCGCUUGGAGGGGAGACAGAUGAGGAGGAGGAGGUGGAGGAGGAGGAGGAGGAGGAGGAGGAGGAGGAGGAGGAGGAGGAGGAGGAGGAGGAGGAGGAGGAGGAGGAGGAGGAGGAGGCGGAAGAGGAGGAGGAAGAGGAGGAGCAAAGUGAGGAAGCGGCAGCAGAAGAAGAGGGGGAGAGGGAACGCCGUUGGGGGAGCAGAGUGGGUGAUAACUCGGGAAAUCGGUCAUGCAUCCCAAAUGCGCUCCACACAGGGGCACAGCCCGCCAUAACCAGUCACUCUCUGCUGCUGCGGAGAGUAAUGGAGACAUGUGCUGGUGCUGGUGCUGGUGCUGGUGCUGGUGGUGGUGCUGGUGGUGGUGCUGGUGGUGGUGGUGGUGGUUGUGGUGGUGCUGGUGGUGGUGGUGGUGCUGGUGGUGGUGGUGGUGCUCAAACGAGUAUCAGGCCAGCCACAGGAGACAGGGCUCGGAGCGUGCGGCAUGAGGGGAGUUCGGUGGCUGGUGUUGGAGGGAGAGGGGUGACUGUGUCGAAAGGGCGAGUGACGGCUGCUUCUGCAAUACGUCAGCUCAAGACGGAAUCUGGUGCAUGCGGUGGCUCAUUCAACUCCCGCCGUAUAUUCCGCAAAGAGGGGCUGUGA